UAAUCCACAUCGCCCCCUAGCGAAAAUAAUGUACAAACCACUGGCACUGAGUUUUAUGUUUUUGUUAAUACUGAUCUAUAGUCAAUCAUUUUGAAGUCGCCUACAUAAUCAAAUGCGGAAAUGAAUUCAAGAUGUGUCCAUUCUUGCAAGUCCAUUUAUUUAACUUACCGAAUUUCCGGAGGCGUGGUCUUCACCAUCUUUGAUUUCAGUAGCACCAUUUUCGGGAGGAAGCGCUAUCAAUUUAUAAAACUUAACUAGUAGCUACAUAUUCGUGUUUGUAGGAUACCCCCCGAAAAUAAACCACCAAUAUGUUCAACAGGAUGACAAGCCUUUGGAUGGGUGAUCUGGACCCAUACAUGGAUGAGAAUUUCAUCAAACAAGCCUUCAGCACUAUGGGCGAGACGGCGUAUGGUGUUAAGAUCAUUACCCACAGAGUAACAGGUGGUUCAGCGGGCUAUUGCUUUGUGGAAAUGGCAGACGAAACCAGCGUUGACCGAUGCGUUCACCAACUGAAUGGGAAGCUAGUUCCUGGAUCAAAUCCGGAACUAACUGACGAAUGGAAUAAAGCCUGUUCUGGGUGGUGGAGGUAUGUAAACCAAAUAAAAUGUUAUUCUCUAAUAAUAUACUCUUUAUUUUCCAGCAAUAUAUGUCCUUACUACACGCGUUUGUCUUUGAAGGUGCUUGACUGCUUGUUCUUUCUUCCUGUACAGCCCAGAAAGUUUAAGUUAAACUAUGCAACUUACGGGAAACGGCCAGAGGCUGGCCCGGAAUUUUCAGUUUUUGUGGGAGAUCUGUCUUCAGAGGUGGACGACUACCAGCUUCAUCAGUUCUUCUUGAAGAAGUACCCUUCCUGCAAAGGAGGCAAAGUGGUCUCUGAUCAGUAUGGUAACUCCAGAGGUUAUGGCUUCAUCAAGUUUGAAGAUGAGAACGAACAGAAGAAAGCCAUCGAUGAGUGUCAGAAUGCUUCAGGCCUGGGGACGAAACCAAUCAGGAUCAGCAUAGCUGUGAACAAGAGCCAUAAAAUGAACAGCUAUAACAACCAGAACCACAACUCCUACCACAACAAUUACCAACAGCCAUACUAUCAACAACCCAACCAGAACUACUACCCUCAGUGGGGCUAUGACCAGUACAACAGCUACAACUAUGGUGGGUACGGUCCCUACGGGGGGUACCCCCCUCCAGGCCCCCAUGGGAUGAUGGGACCCCCACCUCCCAUCGGCAUGCCCCCCAUGCCCACAGACAUGCAGACUUCCUCAGAUCAAACACAGGAGUCCACAGAUGAGCCUGAAGAAGAGGCAGCAGAAGAACCCAAUCCUCACCUGGAUGUGGAUGCACUGAACAAAGAAUACAUGGAGAGGAGUGAGGAGCUCUAUGAUUCACUAAUGAACUGUCACUGGCAGCCACUGGAUACCAUCACUUCAAAAAUCCCUCACUUUUCCACUUCCUGAUCUGUUUUAACUUGUCCUAUGAAUUUAGUAUGAAGUGUAUUUUCUCCAAAAGAGCAGUCAUAGAAAAUGUCAGCGUUGUUUAAAAAAAAAAAUCACCAGUAGAGACACAUUAUGUUUCUGAGCUACAUUAUUGGCCAUUUGUAUAUAUUGUCCAUGUCCUUUUGUCUUUGUUUUUUGCCAAUUUUUUUCUGUCUCUAGAAUAUUAUAAUUAUUUGAUUUUUUUUAGACAACUUGAUUCUUCCAUUUAAAUUUGAUUAUAUCAAGUAAUCAAUGUUCGUCAUCUCCCAGACACUUUGUUUGUAUUUAACACUGUUUUGGGUACCAUCUUGUCUUCAGAAAGAAAAUGUAAAGAAAUAUUGGUGUAAGUCUAUUUUUCAAAAAUGAGAAACUUACAUUUAAGCUUGUAUUUCAAAAGCUU
Molecule: messenger RNA, 1869 nt
Organism: Salvelinus fontinalis (brook trout)
Lineage: Eukaryota; Metazoa; Chordata; Actinopteri; Salmoniformes; Salmonidae
Product: tRNA selenocysteine 1-associated protein 1-like
Exons: 9
Coding region: 309-1451 (380 amino acids)
Molecular function (GO): RNA binding
Source: RefSeq, a predicted model, not a curated record